AUGCAAAAGCUCGAUGCGAACAUAAUGUUUGUGGUCGCUCAACAGUUCCGCUCUGUCUCGGACUUUGUCACACUUGAGAUGGUAUGCAAGAAGUUUCAAGAUACAAACAAUCGGUUUCACUACAACCCCAUUCCUUUAGAUAAAAAAUUCAGAAAAUUGUUUCCAGCAAUCGAGACGUUUUAUGUCUAUUCCGAGCAAGACAAAAUCUAUACAGACAUGAACAUUAAAAAGGUCGUCAUCCUCUAUGACGUCAAUUUUGAGACGUUUCUCAAACAACAAAAAAAGAAGUAUGUUUACACCAAACUCGAGUUAUCAAAGGAGAAUUGUGUGAAGUACUGCGAAAAUUUCAAAAUACCAAACGCGAUAAAUAUAUUAGGGACAGAAUGUUUCAGUGAGUCCGACAUUUCGAAAGCAACAAUCCCGUCUUCUGUAUUUUCGAUUGGAAAAGGCUGUUUUUCAAGUUGCAAAAAGUUGUCAAAAAUUGUGUUUCCACCAACCGUCAAUUUCGUUGGUGAAAAUUGCCUGAGUGACUGUGAUAAUUUGGUGUCUGUAGCAUUGUCGAGUGGCAUUAAAAGUCUUGCAGAUGGCACUUUCUCGGGGUGUAAAGCGUUGACAAAUAUUGUUAUUCCCCAAACGGUCGUGUCUUUUGGCGCAAAGUGCUUCUACCAAUGCUCUUCGUUAGGGUUUGUGAAUUUGCCAAAUGUGGGGUCUUCCAUUGGAAAGAAGUGUUUUAACCAGUGCACGUCACUGAAGACAAUAACAAUUCCAAUUGGUGUUAAUGUUCUUGACUCGGAUACGUUUUAUCAGUGCUCUUCGAUGACUAAAAUCGACUUCCCAAAUUCAUUGACAUCGAUUGAAGGAAAUUGCUUUUCAGAAUGUCAUUCCCUUGAAAACAUGUAUUUACCAAGAAAUCUUGUGAGACUUGGAGGAAGUGUAUUUCAGGGGUGUAAAGGGCUGUUGGAUGUGAAUAUCCCAAACACAACAAAAUACAUUGGCAGUCGGUGUUUUUAUUACUGUUCUAAAUUAUCAAAUGUGGUGCUUCCUUUAAGUUUGACAGUGAUCAAGGCAAGUACGUUCUGUGGGUGCGUUUCUUUACAUUCAAUUUUGUUACCGACUGAUUUGAAGUUGUUGAAAAAAGGAUGUUUUUAUGACUGUUCUUCGCUCACUGAAGUCACAUUACCAAGCACUUUGACGGAAAUCAAAGACGGUUGUUUCAGUGGGUGCACCUCCCUUCUCAAUUUAAACGUCCCAACGACGAUAACACAUUUCAGUGAGUAUCUCACAAAUGGGUGUCUUUCAUUCAAAACGAUAUCAAUAAGUGAUUCUGUCGUUUCUUUGGACGGAAACUGCUUUGAACGGUGCAUCUCACUCAAAACAGUUUCUUUGCCCACGUCACUCACAUUCAUUGGAAGCAAGUGCUUUUCUAAGUGUUACUCAUUACUCCCCUUUCAAAUCCCAACAAGUGUGAAAUCAAUUGGUGAGGAGUGUUUCUAUGAGUGCAUUAAAUUCGAUUCAUUCACAAUUCCAACUUCAGUUGACAAAAUUUCUGCGGGGUGUUUCUGCAGUUGCUCUUCAUUGAAAAAUAUUGACAUCCACUCGGGCAUAACUUUAAUCGAGGAAAACGCUUUUUGCUCAUGUUCUGCGUUGCAAAAAAUCGAACUUCCUCAAGACCUCACGUUUUUGCCAAACCAGUGCUUUUAUGAGUGCAACAGUCUCUCGGCCCUCAAUAUACCACAGAAGGUACAAUUCAUCGGAGACGCUUGUUUUUAUAACUGUUCAUCAUUGUCCGGUAUCUCAGUACCAUCCACUGUCACUUUCAUCGGGAGUUUUUGCUUCCACAAAUGUAACUUGGUUGUUUAA
Messenger RNA from Entamoeba invadens IP1, 1860 nucleotides. RefSeq lists its product as hypothetical. NCBI's taxonomy places the organism in Eukaryota, Evosea, Mastigamoebida, Endamoebidae. The coding region runs from base 1 to 1860 and encodes 619 amino acids. The transcript has a single exon. The record is from RefSeq and is a predicted model, not a curated record.